GAGCUCAAAGACCGUUAUAUCAACAUGGCAUCCAUACACAAAACAAAUGGUGAGCACGGACAAGUACGUGCUUUUCCAAUUGCUAAGUCAUUGCCGUGUACGACGGUCAAAUUUAAUUCGGCCUACAAAAGCUAGCACCAACUUCCCCGUUCCACCAUCUGUGGUAGCAUGGCUCACCACCGUGUCCUGUCCGUGGCCAUCGUCGCCGUCGCACUGCUGGCUUCCCCCGCCGCGGCAGUAUACCCAUGGACAAUUUGCGGCCGCAGCACCUACACGGCCAAGAGCCAGUACCUGGCCAACAUCAACCGCAUCGGAGCCACGCUUCCGAGGAACGCCUCCCGGUCGCCGGACCUGUUCGCCACCGCCCUGGUCGGCGCCGUUCCGCAGCAAGUCUGGGCCCUGGCACUCUGCCGCGGCGACGCCAACGCCUCCUACUGCCUCACCUGCCUCGACCAGGCCUUCCAGGACCUGCCCAACGCGUGCCCCUACAGCAGGGACAGCACCAUCUACUACGACUCCUGCGUGCUCCACUACUCCAACAUCCGGUCCCGCCCCGACGACGACACCACCUACAACCCGACGAUCCCGCUCCGCAACAACGUCAACGCCACGGCGGAGCCGGCCCGGUUCCAGCGCGUCGUGGCCGCGCUCUUGAACGCCACCGUGAGCUACGCCGUCACCAACUCCACGCGGCUGUAUGCGUCCGGGGAGGCCGACUUCGACCAGGAGCUCCCCAAGGUGUACGCCUGGGCGCAGUGCACGCCUGACCUGACGCCGGCGCGGUGCCGGGACUGCCUCACCGUGAACAUCAAGACAUGGGAGCCUGUGUUCACGGACGCUAUUGGAGCCAGGAUUCUUGGGAUGAGGUGCAGCUACCGCUACGAAACAACGCCCUUCUUUAAUGGCCCGGUGAUGGUGCGGCUGGCAGGAACGUCGGCCAGCUCGGGCGCACCGGCGUCGGCGCCGGCUGUGGUGCCCAACGUUUUGACGCCACAAGCGGCGGCGGCCGGAGAAGGGAGAAAGUACAGUGUUCCUGGCAUGGUUCUCAUAGUUCUUCUUCCUAGCGCAGCAGCCAUAAACCUUGUCCUCUGCUUCCUUCUCUGGAGGAGGCGGCGCCCACUGGCAGAAGCAAACCAGUCAUAUGGACGUUAUUCUGCCGAAGCCAAGGACAUUGAAAGUGUGGACUCGAUGUUGAUCGACAUCUCAACUUUACGAGCUGCAACCGGGGAUUUUGCGGAAGCCAACAAGCUUGGCGAAGGCGGAUUCGGUGCGGUGUACAAGGGUACUCUCCCGGACGGCGAAGAAAUAGCAGUGAAGAGGCUGUCCAAGAGCUCAACACAAGGAGUGGAGGAGCUGAAGAAUGAGCUCGCCUUGGUUGCCAAGCUUAAGCACAAGAACCUGGUCAGGCUUGUCGGCGUCUGCCUGGAGCAGCAGGAGAGGCUGCUCGUCUAUGAGUUCGUCCCGAACCGGAGCCUCGAUAAGAUUCUAUUCGUUGCUGAACAUGUCGUAGACACGGAGAAGCGCGAGCAGCUCGACUGGGGAAAGAGGUACAAGAUCAUAAACGGGAUUGCUCGAGGCCUGCAGUACCUCCACGAAGACUCCCAGCUCAAAGUCGUCCACCGUGACCUCAAAGCCAGCAACAUCUUGCUUGACACCAACAUGAACCCCAAGAUCUCGGACUUCGGCCUCGCCAGGCUCUUCGGGCGAGACCAGACGCAGGCCGUCACCAGCCGUGUCAUCGGAACAUACGGGUACAUGGCGCCGGAGUACGUGAUGCGCGGGAACUACUCCGUGAAGUCGGACGCGUUCAGCUUCGGGGUCAUGGUGCUGGAGAUCGUGACGGGGAGGAAGAACAACGACUGCUACAAGUCCCAGCAGUCUGAAGAUCUCUUGACUACGAUAUGGGAGCACUGGACGGCCGGAACAGUGUUGACUACGGUGGACCCGAGCAUCAGCAGCAGCUUCUCGGAGAGCGACGUCCGGAGGUGCGUCCACGUAGGGCUUCUGUGCGUUCAGGGGAACCCGGCGGAUCGGCCGGUGAUGUCGUCGGUGGUCAUGAUGCUCGGAGGCGAAACCGUCUCUCUCAGUGCCCCGUCCAAGCCGGCGUUCUAUGCGAGGAACGCCGAUGCCGAUCACCCGGUCAUCUCGUCCACUGUCUCCGUGCAGGAUGGUCCUGGAGUGUCUAUUUAACAAGUUCAGUUGCAGAUUGAUUCAUGCCUCACGCCUAAAGGCAUAUAUAAAGGGAUCUAUUUUUUAAGAGAGGUCACUCUGCAUAAGUGAUACACAUUCUGUAAGAUGGUUUCACUGCAAGAUGGAGAGAUGUCGUUCAAGGCAAGGUUGCUCUACUGCAACACUAUUUUUCCAGAAAGGAGGAUAAUUCCUAGCCUCUGCAUCGAGCGAUGCACAAAACCAUUUUUAUUAUAUUAUUCAAUAGAGUCUGACA
Molecule: messenger RNA, 2443 nt
Organism: Triticum dicoccoides
Lineage: Eukaryota; Viridiplantae; Streptophyta; Magnoliopsida; Poales; Poaceae
Product: cysteine-rich receptor-like protein kinase 6
Exons: 7
Coding region: 169-2190 (673 amino acids)
Biological process (GO): protein phosphorylation
Cellular component (GO): plasma membrane
Molecular function (GO): protein serine/threonine kinase activity; ATP binding
Source: RefSeq, a predicted model, not a curated record